CACCUGCCUUAAAUGACAGCGGCGCUCGGCAGCUCGCCGUUGUAGUUUCUCUUUGACUAUGACAGCUGGUUAGAGGCAGUCUGGCAGCAUAACAUGAAUAAACGAGCAAGUGAAAGCGUACACAUUGAAUUUUAAUCGUUGGGUGCUCGCCGUUUUUUCGUCGCCAAACGGGUGAACGGUUUAUCCUCCUUAUUCUCCGCCACAUUAGCUUAGCUUGCUAGCAGUCAGCGACAUUAUGGCAUGCGUGUAGAUGGGAGAGCUCUUCCACAUUGCGAUUACCGAAGGGGGCAGUUCUGCUUUCGGUGGAUGAUAAAUGCUCAGAGACUUUCCGUAAAAGGCUCACAAAGUGCUAUGGAGCCGUACGCGGCUAUGGGUUGUAUGAACAUUGGCAGUCUGACCAGCACCUUACCGGUGAUCCCCUACCAGAAGCUGACCGACCUGUACUACCUGAGCAGAGGGGGCUUCGGCACCGUGUUCAAGGCACAGCACUCCGACUGGAGGACCACUGUGGCUAUCAAGUGCCUCAAACUCGACUGUCCUGUUGGAGAAAGAGAGAGGAACUGCCUGCUGAAGGAGGCCGAGGUGCUCCACAAAGCCAGGUUCAACUACAUCAUCCAGAUCUUUGGGAUCUGCAACGAGCCCGAGUUCUUCUGCAUAGUCACCGAGUUUAUGAGCAAUGGCUCUCUGGACUUGUUGCUCCACGAGAAGGACAUGUACCCCGGGCUCGCCUGGCCUUUGCGACUGAGAAUCCUAUAUGAGAUUGCCCUGGGCGUUAACUUCCUCCACAACAUGAACCCACCCCUCUUACAUCAUGACCUUAAGACUCAGAACAUACUUUUGGAUGGUGAAUUUCAUGUUAAGAUUGCAGACUUUGGCCUCUCAAAAUGGCGGCAACUAUCCGUCAGUAAAGGCUCAGGGUCCAAGCCCACAGAGAUGGGGGGCACAGUGAUCUACAUGCCCCCUGAGAAGUACGAACCAUCAAAGAGCCGCCGUGCCGAUGUGAAACACGACAUGUACAGCUACGCCAUCAUCAUGUGGGAGGUGCUGUCCAGGCAGAUUCCAUUUGAAGAGGUGACCAACCCCAUGCAGAUCAUGUUCAGUGUUCUACGUGGGAUGCGUCCCGACAUCAGUCUAGAAAGUCUGUCUGCCGACAUCCCCAGCAGAGACACACUCAUCAGUUUGAUGACCAGUGGCUGGACCUCUAACCCUGACGAAAGACCUUCCUUCCUCAAGUGUUUGAUAGAGCUGGAGCCCAUGGUGAGGAAGUUUGACGAAAUUGACUUCCUGGAGGCCGUGUUGGAAAUCAAGAGGUCAAAGUUGAGGCACAGGUCAGGUUGUUGCUCAGCCCAGUCAGGGAGCGAGAAGAGGAGUGAGGAGGGAUCCCUGAACAUACUGAAGGACAGGCCCAGCCCGUGGCCGGAGAGCUCAACCUCAGGCUCAGGCUCUUGUUCCUCCCAGGACACGGACAUAUCUUUACCAGGCGUCCUUACCAGCAGCAAUGCUGCACCUUCUAAAGAUGGGCUCCCGUCAUCGUUUUUAGCUCAUACUCUGGAGCCUCCUGAGUCUUUGAAGGACCCCUGCGCAGUUAACAAUCUGAAUGGCUACCAGAGUGCCAGGCCCAUGAAUGAUUUGAACAUACCUGUCAAACCAGGUUUGCCUGUCAGUGAAUAUGAGACACGGCUGGAUAACCUCACCCUUGUGCCUCAGCCUCAGCAACAAGCAGAUUACUCUCCUCCACUGCGGCACUCCCCUCCCUCACAAGGCCCAAUGGCCCAGUGGAUCGCAUCAAAGCGUGAGGAGAUCGUCGCCCAGAUGACAGAGGCCUGUCUGAAUCAGAGCCUGGAUGCCCUACUGGCCCAAACACUGCUGAUGAGAGAGGACUACGAGCUGGUUAAGACCCAGACCACACGCACCGCCAAGGUGCGCGAACUCCUGGACAACUGUCACCGACACAAUGAAGACUUCUGCCGCAUCGUUGUCCGCAAGCUGCGCGACAACAAGCAAAUGGGCCUGCAGCCAUACCCGCCCGAGAUCGGCUCCCCCACCCUCAUUCCAAGCACACCAACGCUGUCCAUGUCCUACAAUAACUCCAGGAGCAAAGUGCACCAGUAGCAGUAGUCUCAACCAAACAAUGGGAACAAUCCAGAUGAUAGACUGUGCCAGCUUUACACUUCACUGAACUCCAACUGGUUCCAUCGUCGCCAAGAUGGUCACCAGGGUUCCUGCCGGACUUUCCUUCAUGGGUGCGGUAAGCAAAAAGAGUUACAGGUGGAAGCUAAGCUGUUGGCGUGAAAGAAUAUCCACUCAAAACAGACAAAAUGUUUUAUUCUGUUUAAUCAGAAUCAAAAGACUGGAAUGAAAUUCGUACUUUUAUUUAAUGUUUUUUUUAAUUUAAUGAAGUGUUUUAUUUAUGGUCCCUUCAUUCUGAGUGGAUGUAUUGCAGAUGAUGAUGAUCAAGAUGUAUUACAAUAUGCUUUUGUCUCCAAAGCUCAGUUACCAUUUUAUGAAAGUGUAAUUAUGUGUGUGUGUGUGUGUGUGUGUGUGUGUGUGUGUGUGUGUGUGUGUGUGUGUGUGUGUGCGUGCGCACGUGCACAUGUAGCCAAGGGUACAAACACUCUGUCAAACUGAGUUAGUGACAAUAGGACUGUUACUAUGCCAGAAAACCUACAGCUAAUGUAUGAUUUAAGUCUAUCAUAGCAAUCUUAAAGUGUCCUGUAGUCAUGGGUGAACGACCUCGAUAACAUUUGGCACCUGAGUGACAUUAGAGAGUAUGGGGCCCUCUCAGUGUCCUUGUUUUGAAGCACAUGACCUACAUUCACUCUGUGAGAACAUGCACAGGCAAGUGUUGCGCACAGGUGACUUCAG
Molecule: messenger RNA, 2865 nt
Organism: Plectropomus leopardus (leopard coralgrouper)
Lineage: Eukaryota; Metazoa; Chordata; Actinopteri; Perciformes; Serranidae
Gene: ripk2
Product: receptor-interacting serine-threonine kinase 2
Biological process (GO): protein phosphorylation; positive regulation of canonical NF-kappaB signal transduction; regulation of apoptotic process
Molecular function (GO): JUN kinase kinase kinase activity; ATP binding
Source: RefSeq, a predicted model, not a curated record